Messenger RNA from Linum trigynum, 605 nucleotides. NCBI's taxonomy places the organism in Eukaryota, Viridiplantae, Streptophyta, Magnoliopsida, Malpighiales, Linaceae. The record is from the annotation of a GenBank genome assembly.
CACCACAUGUCGGCGACUCGGGCUUCUACAACAUGUUCAAUGCACUGGCGGACCUUCGACUACUCCGGGUCAGGAACUUCUUCGACCCAGUCCCCUCCCUCCCGCCCAAGAUAUUUGGGUUCGUCGAGGUCGGGAAGGAGAUUUUCAUCGUCAUUGUGUCACCUUACUGUAAAUCACCUCUCGACAACCCACACAAUUUGGAGCUCUACAUGCAUGGAGUUGCAGGGUGGAACGGAAUCAUGCCGUUUAAGCUCAUGGUGGAGCGAGACAUCGCGUUGCUGAACAAAGGAGCGGAUCUUCUCCACAAAAAGUACAACGUGCCGCCCAAAUGGUGGAACGUGAAGAAUAAGGCAAUGUACCAGCUGGAUGACGGGUCGUGGGAUCUCCGUGACUACAUGCCUCCUCCUCCAGAGGCUGUCGUCCUCAUAUAAAUUAAUUUCUCAGAGGCUGUUGGUCGGGUGAUGACGAAUGUUGGUAGCCGCGAAGGGUUGAGCGUAAUUACAUCCUCCUAAUCCUCAUGGCGAUCAUGGGACUAGUAUAAUAAUUGGAGGAUGUUAGUAAGUAAUUUGGAUUAUGGUAAUUACUAAUAAAUAAGUGAGCAUGUG